AUGGUGUCGUUGACGGCGAAAGCACUACUCGGCGCCGCGCUUUUGGCGGCGCCUGUCGCUCAGGCUAAAGACCUCGGCGGGCAAAUCGAAGAAGUUGGCAGUACGCUUGUGUCUGCGAUGAUGAUGUUCGUGGGGAAGUCAAGCAAGGUCUACGUCCUCGACAAGGUCGAGGGCAACGCCGAGCAGUUGAACGGCCACUCUCUCUACGCUUCUGUCUGGGAUAUCGAGACCAGGACAGCUCAACCCAUGGACGUACAAACCAACCCCUUCUGUGCGAACGGCAUGCACCUGCCAAAUGGUUCUUUCGUCGUGUUCGGCGGCAACAACGCCGUAGGCCCUGGCGGUGACAAUCACGUCGCGGGCAGUACAACCGAAUACGACCCCACCUACCAAGCCUACGGCGGCACCAAAGCCAUUCGCGUUAUCACUCCUUGCGACGGCGACGUCGACAGCGAUCCCAACUGCGCAUGGGUCGACAGCCCGAACGGACUGCAGAUGCAGAGCUCGCGGUGGUACCCUGGCGCAGAGGCUCUCGGCAACGGCUCGGUCAUCAUCAUCGGUGGUUUCUCGUCUGGCGGCUAUAUCAACAGGAACUGGCCCAACACCGACCCAUUUUACUCUGGCGGUGGCAGCAACCCCACGUAUGAGGUCUACCCGUCGAACGGUGUUACCCAGCGUGUGAUGCAGUUCAUGGGUCAAACAUCGGGUCUCAACUCGUAUGCGCUUACCUACCUCAUGGCCUCCGGCAACCUCUUCGUGCAGUCUAACUAUUCCACGAUUAUGUGGGACGCUGAUAACAACGUUGAGACGCCCUUGCCCGACAUGCCCAACCAGAUCAUUCGUGUCUAUCCCGCCUCGGGCGCGAACGCGAUGAUGCCGCUCCUCGUCGAGAACAACUACGAGCAAACUAUUCUCUUCUGCGGAGGGUUCCACAUGCUCGACGAAGAGUGGGGCAACUUCGCUUACCCGAUGAUCAAUACUUGGGAACGAGCCUCGAGCGCGGAUUGCCAGCGCAUGACGCCCGAGCCUCUCGAUGGCUCAACUCCCGCGUACAAGCAGGACGACGACAUGCCGACUACGCGUACGAUGGGCCAAUUCAUCCUGCUUCCUGACGGCAAGAUGAUGGUCGUCAACGGCGCGCGCAACGGUACCGCCGGCUACGGUCUCAACACGAACAUCACCGCUCAAGCCGAUAUGCCUUGGGGUGAGUCGUACGCCGCCGAGCCGCAGACGCAGCCCGCUAUCUACGACCCAACGGCCCCCGCCGGCCAACGCUGGAGCACAGAGGGCCUCGCGACGUCCAACAUCCCGCGCCUCUAUCACUCUUCCGCGCUCCUUCUGCCCGACGGCUCCGUCAUGAUCGCCGGCUCGAACCCGAACAUCGACGUCAACAUCUCGUCCAUCGUCCCGUACCCUACCACCUACACUGCCGAGUACUUCUACCCUCCGUACUUCAGCGCCUCCACUCGUCCUGUUCCGACCGGCAUUCCCGACACGCUCUCGUACGGCGGCGACUACUUCAACGUCACGGUGCCCGCGUCUUCGUACUCAGGCGACGCCAACGACGCCGCGAACGCCACUAUGAUCUGGCUCUCGCGCCCAGGCUGGACGACUCACGCGAUGAACAUGGGUCAGCGCAUGAUGCAGCUGAACAACACGUACACUGUCUCGUCCGACGGUACCAUCACGUACCACGUCGCGCAGCCGCCGCCAAACCCUAACCUCUUCCAGCCCGGACCGGCCUAUGUUUGGGUCACCAUCGACGGCAUCCCUUCCAACGGCACAUAUGUCAUCGUUGGCUCAGGCGAGAUCGGCACCCAGCCCACUAAGGCUGUGUCGGUUCUGCCCGCCAUUGUCCGCGCUGAGGGUGCGAAGGGCAGCGGCAGCUCUGGCUCCAGCGGCUCCUCAGACUCGUCUUCCUCCACGUCUAGUGACAGUGGUAGCAGCCAUACCGCUGUGAUUGUCGGCGGUAUUGUUGCCGGUGUUGCAGUCAUUGGAGUUCUCGGCGCUAUCAUCGGCAUCUGCAUGUCGCGCAAGCGCCGCGCAGAAGCACGCGCUGUGGCCCAUGAGAAGUACGGCGUGUCUCCGCCGCAACCUGCAUUUGCCCAGGAUGCCUUCGGCGGUGCACCACGACCCAGCGAUGCUACCGCCUUUGAGCCAUACGCCGCAAACGCCUACGGUUCGAGCGCGAAACUCGUAGACGGCGACGGUGUCCCGAACUACGACAACCACGCCGGCACCUCGCACGACCCAUAUUAUGAGUCGAGGACGCCGACUACGGCGUCUCAUCUUGCUCCGGGGCGGUACUAG
Molecule: messenger RNA, 2310 nt
Organism: Peniophora sp. CBMAI 1063
Lineage: Eukaryota; Fungi; Basidiomycota; Agaricomycetes; Russulales; Peniophoraceae
Source: the annotation of a GenBank genome assembly